Molecule: messenger RNA, 3550 nt
Organism: Myxocyprinus asiaticus (Chinese sucker)
Lineage: Eukaryota; Metazoa; Chordata; Actinopteri; Cypriniformes; Catostomidae
Product: outer mitochondrial transmembrane helix translocase
Exons: 10
Coding region: 108-1277 (389 amino acids)
Cellular component (GO): mitochondrial outer membrane
Molecular function (GO): ATP binding; ATP hydrolysis activity
Source: RefSeq, a predicted model, not a curated record
ACGGUUACAACAAGUCGAUUGUUGAGGAUAACAGUGAUGUUGUGAAAUGUGGGGUGUUUCACCCUGGUCUCUUUUAGAUUGACACGCCCGCUUGUCCUUCUCACCCAAUGGGCUUACUGCAGGGGCGGAGCAAGAUGUUGAGUGACAUUCCUCGGGACGCCCUCCUCCGCCCACUCACCCGAAAUGAGGUGGUGGGGAUGCUCGUGAGACUUACCAUCUUUGGGGCUGCCACAUAUUACAGCAUCAAAUGGGUGGUGGAAGCUUUGGACCCGACACAAAAACAAAAAUCACAAGCCAAGAAAAGGGCAGAGCAAUUGAUGAAGCAGAUAGGGGUAGAGGGCAUCAGUUUGACGGAGUAUGAGAUGAACAUCGCCACUCAUCUUGUAGAUCCACGCAGCAUUAAGGUGACCUGGAGAGAUGUUGCUGGUUUGGAUGAGGUCAUCACAGAGCUGCAGGACACCGUCAUCUUGCCUUUCCAGAAACGCCACCUCUUCCGUGGCUCCAAACUCUUCCAGCCCCCCAAAGGUGUACUAUUGUAUGGACCACCAGGAUGUGGAAAGACUUUAAUCGCCAAGGCAACAGCAAAAGCAUCUGGUUGCCGCUUUAUCAAUCUCCAGGCCUCCACUUUGACUGACAAGUGGUACGGCGAAUCACAGAAGCUGACUGCUGCUGUGUUCUCAUUGGCUGUCAAGAUUCAGCCCUGCAUAAUUUUCAUUGAUGAAAUAGACUCGUUCCUUAGGAACCGUUCCAGUAUGGAUCAUGAAGCAACUGCCAUGAUGAAGGCCCAGUUCAUGAGUCUGUGGGAUGGGUUAGAGACUGGAGCAAGUAGCCAGGUGAUGGUGAUGGGGGCCACUAACAGACCUCAGGAUGUGGAUGCAGCCAUACUGCGCAGAAUGCCGACUGCCUUUCAUGUCGGACUGCCUAAUGCAGCUCAGAGGGAAGAGAUCCUUAGACUUAUUCUAUCAGGUGAAAAGUUGAGUAAUGCGAUUAACCUUAAGGAAAUCGCUGGGCAAACUGAAGGUUACUCCGGCAGUGAUCUAAAAGAACUGUGCCGGGAUGCUGCCAUGUACCGUGUCAGAGACUACGUCCGCAAACAGCAGAUGAAGCAGAUCGUACAGCAGUUCCAGCUAGAUGAAGAGGAAGAGCACAUGGACGGCAUGCAGCUGAGACCCGUGACUCAACUGGACCUACUGUUUGGCCUAGAUAAGAUGAGAGAAUCCAAACAGGCCACCUCUACAGCUGACCCAGCAAAUUUGAGAGAGGUGCCGCUGGACUGAAAACCUCUCACUCUUCACGCUAAUACACACUCUCAUUCUGUCUGUCUGCCUUGUCUUGUGUUUUAUUUUAUUUUUUCUGGUUAUUUCCCGCUUUCAUGGCACUAAUGUUUUCAUAGGCAGAUAGUAAAGAUACUGACUGUGAAUAUUAAUAGUAAACACAUAAAUUUAAGUGUCAUUAGUCUUGGCUCUUGGGUAUUUUUAUUUCUUUGUAUGAUCGAACAUGAAUUUGUUUGCAUACUGUUUAGAAGCAAAUAUUGAACCAGUGUUUGGAUGUAAUGAGUGAGAGACACAAGCUAUUUUAUAGGGCAUACACAGGACGUGUUUUUGCUUUCCAAUUGCAUUUGCUUUUCCUUUGUUUCUGUUCACACCUAACUUGUUUUUGCAUCCAUCUGCACUGUUUUUCCCAAUUCUUUUUCUAUGAAACAUACGCUAGACUGAGUUCUUUGACCAUUUGGGCACAUCUUGUUGCUUUUUCAGCAUCUCACACAGGAGUGCCCUGGUUUUUAGACAGCUUAUCUAGUUUUUAUAGAACAUUUAAAAACACGCCUUUCGCUCGAGACUGCGUUCAACAUUUCUGCAAUUGGUCUGGACUGUCCCCUAGUCUCUACAUGUGUUUCAGACCAACACAAUCUCACAAGAAUUUGUCGCAGUAGUACAAGGCUGUGAAUUUGUACGAGUUCGUUCUUACAAAAUCUUACGAUUUAUACACCCAUUAACGAGGGACGCCUCCCACGUGUCCUUGUAUUUCCAGAUGUGGCGUUUAUAUGGUGUUAAUAAAAACUGUGUUUUUGGAAUUUGAAACCCCUAACCCCAUCUCUAAACCUAGUCAUAGAGUGUAACACCUUACCCUACCCAGAGCAUAAACAUAACCACAAUAUUAAUGUAAAAAGUCCUGAUGUGUAAUAUGGAAGAAAGCGACGGUUCCGAACGAGUAUGUGAAGUGUAAGUGAUUGGUUGAUGUAGAGUCCUUCAUUUUUGCACAAAUUAAGUUGUACAAAUUGUCGUACAAAACCGCCACCUCGUAGUAUUGUGACGAAUUACCAUUGAGACUAUGUUGGUCAGACUCAGACGAACAUCUUUCAACAGAUCUAGUUCUUGUAGCGUCUUGUGCUAUGAACGAUGUGUUUUUCAAAGCCAUUUCAAGGUACAUAUGGUACCAAACUUUUAAAAAAUGAAACCUUUGAAUCCUGUUCCAUUACUUUGUGCUCUGUCCAGCUGAUUUUAACGUAAAAGUGUGUCCUGUUAGUGGCCCCUUGUCUAUACAUAUUUUAGUUAUCUAGAUUUCUCUAUGAAUUGUCUUCGUAGGGUGCAUGAGUGUUAAACUAAGGUUAAACUGAAUGGUGCAUGUGUGAUCAUCAUUAACAACAUUUUAGCCAUGAUAAGACGAUUAGACAUGUAUUAUUUAUUUAAAAUGGUAAGCUAUAGUGUUUAGUAGUAGCAGUUAAAAUAUCUAAGAAUGCCUAUUUCAGACUGAAAGCAAUGUCUUCAUGUUUUACAUAGUAUGACUUGAAAAAAUGUUGAAAAUGUAUAUGUUUCCAACGAGACAAAUGGUGCUACAUGUAGGCCUAUCUCUAACAAAGGAUAGUUUUUGACUCUGGUUAGUGAAAGGCAUAAAACCUCUAGUCAGUAAUGUCCUUUGUUGAUGUUCAGUGUCUGACUGUAUUUGAUUAAAAAGUCUUAGCUCUUUCACCAGCAUAACAAUACUCAUCUAUGUCAAACCAGCAUCAUGGGACUUAUUUAUUUGGAAAUAAUAAGGGCACAUUUAUAGCAGUUCAUAUAGAGCUGAAAUAAAGUCCAGCUUCUGGCUUGAAAUGUCAGUUUCCACAUGUUAUGUCUUUCUGGUCUAUCAAAUCAUAGAGAAGUAGUUUUCCUAAUCUCUAAAUGCUCACAUUCAAGAUUAUCAAGAAGUGAAGCAAGAACUUUUCCUUUACGCUUUAUAUGAGUUACUUUGAGGUGGAAAAACAUGCCUGGCAGCUUAACUACCUAUCAAAAUUCUUCAAACGUUUCUAAUUGAAAUGGAAAAUAAGUGUCUUUGUUUAUUCAGAUAAAUGUGUUAUCCGGUCAUGUGCAGUUGCAUAAUCGAUGAAUGAUUUGACAGCAUGACACAUAUAGCAUGGAAUUGUGUUUGGGGGAGAUAUUUGGCUUUCUUUCAGCACCUUUGCACUAAACAAUGCCUUUACUGUUGCUCUGUUCGCCUUUGAACGAUUGUUGUGCUGAAUUUGAAAUCAUGUACUCAUUUGUUUAAUUAUAAACUAUAAUUAAUGAAAGUGGCA